Molecule: messenger RNA, 492 nt
Organism: Cooperia oncophora
Lineage: Eukaryota; Metazoa; Nematoda; Chromadorea; Rhabditida; Trichostrongylidae
Source: the annotation of a GenBank genome assembly
AUGGAUACAGUAAUCGGAUCUGGACGCUUAAUCACGAAUGCUGAUCGCGCCAAUCUGCACUACAUGAAUGCAGUUAUCAACGAAGUCCAAAGGCUCUCUAACCUUUUGCCAGUGAACGUGUUUCAUGAAACCACUUGUGAUGUCGAGAUCGAGGGCUAUCAAAUCCCAGCUGGUACACUUGUAUUGCCACAGAUAUCCACUGUUAUGUAUGAUGAGAAGGUGUUCCCUAAGCCGUACGACUUUGAUCCGCGUCGACAUUUAUCUGAGAACGGUACCUUUGUACGAAUAGACGAAGUGGUUCCAUUUUCAAUGGGAAAAAGACAAUGCUUGGGGGAAAGCAUUGCACGAAUGGAGCUCUUCCUGUUCCUUGCCAAUUUUUUCAACAAAUUCGAGGUUACGACGUAUGGCGACCAACGGCCAUCAACGGUGAAGAAAUUUGCCGCCACAGUACGAGCGCAGGACUUUUGCGUGGUUCUCAAGGAGAGGCAUUAA